UUUUCCUCCCUGGUGACCUUGAGACCUUGACCUUGUUCGCACAUCUGUGUUGUGCUGGGCUUUCCGGUCGGUAGUCUUCAUUUCGUUCUGCAUCGCCUGCUUGUCACCAGGUUUUACUCUCCACUUUCUCUUCUUUCUUUUGCUAAAAGCUUUGUUUUAAAACAAAAAGUUUAAAUUGUGUGCGUCAUGAAAAUUAUAUUUUUUUGUGUUCUUGUAGUGAUUUACUACUUACAUCCUACUGUGUCAGUUCCUCCUCCAUGUGUGGAAGACGGCCAGGAAUACCCUCCAGGGGCGAAGUGGACGGUGGUGGUCAAUGGAGAAUGUGAGGGAAGAAGCUGCUCACGAACUGGUGAACUGUCCAUGUCAGGGUGUCCAAAAUACAAGCUCCGAGAGGGCUGCUACUUGACUCGAGGAGAUCUGACCAAGAGCUACCCCGACUGCUGCCCCAAGCCGGUCUGUCCGCCGCCGCCAUAGACGGAGCUGGACACAGAGCCCAGAAUAACAUUUGCAAUUAGCGAAUAACAUAUUAUGAGCGUU
Homalodisca vitripennis (glassy-winged sharpshooter) is the source of this 537-nucleotide messenger RNA. Its product is annotated as la1-like protein 13. Lineage: Eukaryota; Metazoa; Arthropoda; Insecta; Hemiptera; Cicadellidae. The record is from RefSeq and is a predicted model, not a curated record. Bases 187 to 474 code for a protein of 95 amino acids. The transcript has 3 exons.